ACUGUUUUCAAGGCAUCUGAGAAAAUUGCUCACAAUUCGUACUCGCUUCCAUUGAUUUGUUGUGGCAGCCAAUUGAGCACUCUUCAAAGCCCAAAAUUGUACAAUCCACACACCGCAGCACCAUGGGCUCCCGGUCACGCACUCCCAGUCCGUCGGGCAAGCGCCGCCACCACAAGAGCAAGCACAAAAAACGCAGUAAGUCCCACCACGACCACGAGCGGCCCAGUACGCGGGCGGAUAGAGACAAAUCAUCGGAGGUGAACAGCCACGGACGGCACCGCGAGCGGGACCGGGAUCGCGACCGGGACAGACAUCGCGGCGACCGCCACACGGAGCGCGACUACCGCCACUCGCCCUCGAUCCUCAAGUCCCGGAAGCGCUCCUCGUCGUCGAGCAGCGACAGUCAGUACUCCGACAAGGAGUCGCAGCGCAGCAAACAGAAACGCAGCCGCUUCAAGAAGCUGGAAGAGCAAAACCAACUGCAGGUCGAACGGCUGGCCGAGAUGGAGCGGCAGCGGCGGGCCAAGGAGGCCGAGCAGAAAAUCAUCGAGGAGGAGGCCGCCAAGCGCAUCGAGAUGCUGGUGAAGAAGCGCGUGGAGGAGGAGCUGGAGAAGCGGCGGGAUGAGAUCGAGCAGGAGGUCAAUCGACGUGUCGAGACCGCCAAAGCCGAGAUGGAGCGCGAGAUGAUGCUGGAGCUGGAGCGACGGCGCGAGCAGAUACGCGAAGAAGAACGCCGGCGCGAGGUAGGUGCUCGUAUUCAGAUUCCGCUGGACGACUGCUGCUAUCACUGUCAGAAAAACGUACACAAUGCCACAUCUACCGUAAACUCGAACAAACCCAAAACAGCAGUUCAAACAGUCGUCUUCACUACGUUAGGCGAAAUCGAUCCGGCGGCGCUCUCAGCCACGGCUCACUGGGCGUUCAUCCAUCAUCCGUCACCCAUCAUCCCAUGUCCCAUCGGCAUUCCCCUAACAAUAGAUAUAAGCUUGCAUAACCCCGGGCACUGGGCGCCCUCUAACCGGCUAUAUCACUAACCAGUCGUCACGCCUUUUUCAGAGCCCCACCCACCUGCAGCCUGCCACGCAGUGAGUCGGGAUGUGAGCGCCACGGCUGAUUUCGCCCCUUUCUUCUUGCCAAUAAUUUUUGUAAUUUUUAUUUUUCCUACCAAAAAAGCCAUAAUGACGACACUGCCAUGUGUCGCAUGUGUCACAGUCACAGUUACAGUUUUGAAGCCCAUUAUUGCAGACCUCUUUGCAUACUCUUAGCUUCAUCUUUUGUUCGUUCCUACCCCCACAUACUGUAUCAUUUUAAUUUUGGUAUUGGUUCUUGUAACUCGUUGUUGUUGUUAUUGCGCGCGAACUCCGCUUCAGUAGGCCCGUGCAACGAACGUGCUGCUCUUGUCCCGUCUGCAAGUGGGUGUUUUGUGACCCGAACCCGCAAAACACUUGCGUGCACUACACGUUGAGCCGCAAUGCCGGAAAUUCCAUGGACGCACUUCCUCCACAACCCCCAAAAUACAAAAAAUCCACAUAAAAAAAACAAAGCAAAUCGAAGUGGUGUCCCCAAGUUAGUUCGGGUAGUUAGGCUGUCUAGUUGUGGGGCGGGCCGACUGAUUUAAGUCCCAACUGUACCUGUACGCUGCAUGCAAACCAAAUCAAUGCCAAUAAACGACGGGUGAGUUUCCUACGCCAGCGAUGUGAUAAGCCAGCAGCCGUAAGGAUAACAGGCGCGACAACCACCUUAACUUGCCUUGCGAUCGGCGAAUGGACGCCAAUGAGACCCAAAGACAUACCCCAAAUGUUUAGCCCUAUAGAUCUCUGUCUGUAAGAUUUUUAAUAACCGGAUUCACAUUGGAUUCUUGACCGUACCAAUUGCCAAGUAUUUGUGUUUGAGUUUUUUGUUUUUUCGAGCAAUUAAUGUACGUCUGGAUUAGCGACAAACUCCACAAAUCAUAUACCCAAAUCGAAAAUCUGCAAAAAAAAAUCUAUAAAUUAACACAAAUUUAGCCUUUGUACUGGAAUAAUGACCUAUUUAAAUAGUAAGUAGCAACAAUAAAAAAAAAAAAAUUCAAAUGAAGACCAACCAUUUAGCAAAUACUUAGUACAUUUGUUUAUGUUGUGUGCUCCUUUAUUGUAAUAAACUAAAAGAACAACCUACUUUAAACAUACUUAU
Molecule: messenger RNA, 2172 nt
Organism: Drosophila elegans
Lineage: Eukaryota; Metazoa; Arthropoda; Insecta; Diptera; Drosophilidae
Gene: Arglu1
Product: UPF0430 protein CG31712
Exons: 2
Coding region: 123-1034 (303 amino acids)
Cellular component (GO): nucleoplasm; mitochondrion
Molecular function (GO): cadherin binding
Source: RefSeq, a predicted model, not a curated record